CUUGAGGUCGUCCCAGUCCUUUCAACUCCCCUCCCCACCUUCUCCCUCCGCCUCACCUUCUCUCGACGGUCGACGCUAUAGCUUUUCCCUCAAGCGCACGCGCCAUGGCGAGAUCACGAGACACCAGGCUCAGGCUCACGCUCCUCCUCGUCGCCCUUCUUCUGCUAGUGGACAUGGCAAGCGUCAGCCAUGGCCGACGGACACCCGACGUGGAUGCCAUGGCCCUCGUCGGCGGCGGUCCACCACCGGCGAAGGCCUACUCCUCCGAGCAGGCGUCUUUGUCGACCGCAAGGCAGCAUACGGCUCGUGUUUAUCGGCGCAUGCACACGGUGUCCAAGAGGUUGGUGCCCCAGGGGCCGAACCCACUGCACAACUGAGCCUGAGCUGCCCCAGCUGAGACUCUCUUCUACCCUGCAAAGAGGAGAAUUAGAGACGCAGUUUGUGCUCGGUUGCUCGCGGUCACCUUCAUCUGAGUGAUGUGAAAUAGAACACUCAGGGGUAUAGAAGUACUCUUGUAUGUAAUAGUAUUUGGCAGUUAAACAAGUAAAAUGGGAACGGAUAGGGCCUCCGACUCUCCGGGUGUCCAUGGUGAAAAAUGUACUGAAAUGUGUGCAAAUGUGUUUAUUGGAGUGAUGCACUGUGCUAGUCAAA
This is a messenger RNA of Aegilops tauschii subsp. strangulata, 651 nucleotides long. RefSeq lists its product as uncharacterized. The record is from RefSeq and is a predicted model, not a curated record. NCBI's taxonomy places the organism in Eukaryota, Viridiplantae, Streptophyta, Magnoliopsida, Poales, Poaceae.